UAUACAGUGUAGUGAGGUAUCUGGGAAGAUGCUCUGGGCACGUUUUGCACGGUGCAGAUGAGGGUGGUAGGUUUGAGCCUGAGCAGAGCUGCAGGUUUCUGUUCCAGAUGGUCAGGGUGAGUUCACAGGCACAGUCAUUCCUGUUUCUGUUUACCAGCAUGUGUCUGGUGAUUUCCGAAGAGAAGAUACGUGCCUCUGUGUGAUCCCCUUGGUGUGAGCAAGACGUACAUAGUCACAGCUCUGUGAAGGACAUCCAGUCAGAACCAACAUGAGGAACAAACUGUGGCUCCAGAGUAUUUCCUUCUUCCUUUUAUUCCAGUACACUACGUGUCAUGAAAACCUCACUUGUUUUGUGGACUACGUGCAGACCCUGUCCUGUAUCCUGAGAAACGACUUGGGUGCCAGUUCAUAUAACCUCACUGCAACAUGGGUUCCUGAGCAAGAACCAGAAAAUAUUGUGGCAGCCUGCCAUCUCCUGCAAUUCUCCAGGAACACCAGUCACACCGAAUAUACAUGCACUGUGGACAUGACAGCACUUCUGGCAGAUCACAAAGUCCAGGUGGAUGUUACAGAGACAGCUAAUAGGCAGCAUGUGAUUUCCAAAGACUUUUGUAUGGCAGAGAACAUAAAACCACAGCCUCCGUUCAAUCUGACUGCUGUGCUCUCAGAGGGUUACAACAUUUCUUGGGAAACCAUCCACCAGAACUCUGCUUUCUACUUCUUGGAUGGGGAGCUGGAAUAUCAGCUGCGUUACAAGAGAAGAACCGACACCUGGGAGACUCAGAAGACUAAAGCUAUCCAUGAAGAUAGACGGACACUGGUAAUCCUGCCAUGGGAACUCCAGGCGAACACUGAUUAUGAGUUUCAAGUGAGAGCCAGACCCCGAGAAGACACUGGCUACCACGGAGUCUGGAGUGAAUGGAGUCCUCCGCUGAUAUUGAAAACCAGCCCUGCCGCAGUGACACAGACAUCAGGCAUGGAAUGGCUGCUGCUCUUUGGUGGUGUUGUGGCAAUCGCUGCGUCAAUCACAACCUUUCUGGCCAAACAGCGGAGCUUGUGGAAGAAGAUUGCUUGCAUCCCAGACCCGGCUCCCUUUUUCAAACCUCUUUACCUGGUGCAUAAUGGAGAUUUCAAGAAGUGGGUUGGUGCAUCCCAUACGAAAAUGACCCUCGAUUUCUUUGAAUGGGGACUUGUCCUUCCAGAAGUCCUAGAAGUUUACACCAUGCGUCCUUCCAACAGCACCUCACAGGAGGAGUUACAUGAGCUGAAGAAAGAUCUGCCUUGCAAGCCCUGUGUGUCUUGCCUGACUGCCCCAGGUCAGGAUAGCCAGUCCCUGCUGUCUAGUGUGAACAGUAGCAGUGGGACUCAGGACCAGUCAUACGGGCAUUUGUCCAUUGAUACUGUGACUGUGGCUGAUGAAUUUACACCUUGCAACUGCCAGUGCAACUGCAACCGUGUGUACAGAGGACAUGAGCAUACCAGUGAGGAAGAUAGUGCUGGAGAAACUGGUUACCCCAAGGUUAACAUUGAUGAUGAAGACAGAAAGCUAUCUAGUGACUUGCAUCUGGCUGACCUGAGUGCACAGGACAAAAUACUUGCUUCAGGCUCCGUGUCCACAGACCAUCUGAGGAGUACAAGUGUCCUAGCCCACCAGCAAGUAGAAAGGACUUUGGAAGGAGGGAUGGGGAGCAUCCUAGAAGCCCUUUGCUUGCAGCCUAAUCAGUGGGAUUUGGAAAAUCCAGGUUCUCCUGAUGGUGAAAGCGUUUCCUACAGUGAAGGCUCCUGUGACUUCUUCCCUCACAUUGCAAGGCCUGGUGACAGUUACCCUAUGAUCUGUGUCGAUUUGGACACUAUUGACAGUGGCUUUGUGGACUCAGACUGUGGGAGUCCAGUUGACUGUGAAUUUGAGCAAAACAAUCAGACUAACUGUGGGUCCAUCCCUCUGGAGCGGGAAGUGGAGGACUUUCCACGGAGCUAUGUCAAGCAGUGGGUCUCCUGUCGCUCUGACAGCCCUGCUAAUGAGACACAGACCGAUUGAGGACUUGAUGCCACCUUGCAGAGUGCAGGACCUUUUCUGUACUGUGCCAGGAGCAAAAUGUUAGCAAAAGUCAGAAGA
Messenger RNA from Calidris pugnax (ruff), 2116 nucleotides. It is a transcript of the gene IL21R, whose product is annotated as interleukin 21 receptor. NCBI's taxonomy places the organism in Eukaryota, Metazoa, Chordata, Aves, Charadriiformes, Scolopacidae. The record is from RefSeq and is a predicted model, not a curated record. The coding region runs from base 269 to 2038 and encodes 589 amino acids. Gene Ontology annotation, biological process: cytokine-mediated signaling pathway; immunoglobulin mediated immune response. The transcript is spliced from 9 exons. Gene Ontology annotation, molecular function: cytokine receptor activity; protein binding. Gene Ontology annotation, cellular component: external side of plasma membrane.